AUGGCCUCAACCUCCGCUGCUCAUUCUCAUCUUUCUGAAUUUGAGAUUUGGUGGAGGGACCACUACGACUUCCUUAAAGACAAGGGCUACAAGCUACGAAGUCGCUACAGUCCAGACUGGGUGCCCUCUUGGACGAACACCAAGAAAGCUGGCAUAGAAUGUGAGGAUGGAAUCAAGCCACGACAUCGUUCUUUGCUAGAUGCACGGCACACUCAAGACGGCGCUCGCGUAUCACUCAAGCGUAUAGACGUGUCGCGACACCCUUAUGAAAUAGAAAUUGGUCGCCAUUUCUGUGACGCUCCUCUUGGCGAAGACCCAGCCAACCAUUGCGUGCCAAUAUACGAUGUUUUGGAGGUGCCUGACGGCAAUAAUAUUGCGAUAAUUGUCAUGCCAUUACUUCGAAAAGUUACAGAUCCCUAUUUUGACACAGUCAGGGAAGUGGUAGACUGCAUUCACCAGCUCUUGGAGGGGCUGCGCUUCAUGCACAUACAUCACGUCGCUCACUGGGACUGCAUGCAGCUAAACAUACUGAUGGACGGCAGCAUGUUCAUAGACGCAUGGCAUCCAAGCGACCAAUAUAUGUCCGAGGACUUCAAACGCCCUGCUAGGCAUCGCACACGCACACAGUCUCCGCCACGAUAUUAUUACAUCGACUUUGGCAUUUCCCGCAAAUAUGAUGCAUUCAAUACCAAUCCACUAGAAAUCCCCAUAUAUGGUGGAGAUAAAGGAGUUCCAGAGUUCAUGGAAGCCUACACCAAACCUUGGAACCCUUUCCCAACUGAUGUUUGGUAUCUUGGGCACGCUAUCCAAGAAACAUUUCUCGAUUUGCUUCUCAUUUUUCAUACUCUGAUUUGGACAAAACAGUGCUACUUAGGUGUGGAAUUCUUGCGCGAUUUGGUAACGGAUAUGAUGCACUCGGAUCCAACGCAACGUCCGAACAUGGACAAUGUUUUUGCUUGGUUCCAGGUUCUGCGUCAGGGUCUCAGUAAAUGGAAAUUACGUUCGCGGGUGGCUCAUGAUGAUGAGAGGUCUCUUUUUGAUUUCUUGGUCCACUGGGCCCGUCGCAUCCAGUACAUAGUAUGCAGAAUUCCCCCAACACAUACCUCGCCGUCAUAG
Messenger RNA from Suillus plorans, 1116 nucleotides. RefSeq lists its product as uncharacterized. The transcript is spliced from 5 exons. Gene Ontology annotation, biological process: protein phosphorylation. The record is from RefSeq and is a predicted model, not a curated record. Bases 1 to 1116 code for a protein of 371 amino acids. Lineage: Eukaryota; Fungi; Basidiomycota; Agaricomycetes; Boletales; Suillaceae. Gene Ontology annotation, molecular function: protein kinase activity; ATP binding.